This is a messenger RNA of Varanus komodoensis (Komodo dragon), 2757 nucleotides long. RefSeq names its product quinone oxidoreductase-like protein 2. Gene Ontology annotation, molecular function: oxidoreductase activity. The transcript is spliced from 10 exons. The record is from RefSeq and is a predicted model, not a curated record. NCBI's taxonomy places the organism in Eukaryota, Metazoa, Chordata, Lepidosauria, Squamata, Varanidae. The coding region runs from base 1 to 1299 and encodes 432 amino acids. Gene Ontology annotation, cellular component: mitochondrion.
AUGGGAGCGAGCGGCGACUCGGACCAGGGCCGCGGCCCCACGGCUGGCCCCGGCGCGUCCCCGCUGCAGGCGCGGCGGUGCGGCCCUCCCCGGGCUGGGGUGGGCCAGACGGCCGGAGAGGCGGGGACUCCGCCGCCGGGAAGGACGGCGCCGGGAGCGGGCGUGCGGAGCGUCAUGGCGAGCGGCGGAUGCGCGGGGCUGCGCUGGGGCGUGGCGGCCAGGUGCGCGCCCUGGCUGCAGGGCUGCAGAAGGAGCACUUUUGAGCAAGGACCACGGGGUCCCAUCUUUCGGAGCCUGGCUGCGCCUCCGCAGCCCCGAAGGAGCUAUCGAGCCGCGCUUUGCACGGAGCUGGCGAAGCCGUUGGUUGUACGCGAUGUCCCAUCCUGUGCGCUGCAGCCACACGAGGUCAGAAUUCGUGUUCGUUGUUGUGGAGUAAAUUUUGCUGAUAUACUGGCCUGCCAGGGUCUUUACCAAGAAAAACGGCCCCUUCCAUUCACACCAGGAAUGGAAUUUUCAGGGGACGUGAUGGAGGCCGGCGUGGCUGUGACCAGCGUGAAGGAGGGUGACCGUGUUGUUGGUGUGACAAGUACCAACGCUUUGGCUGAGGAGUAUGUUGCCGAUCAGAAGCUGCUCUGGACCAUCCCCCAGGGAGUCGCCUACGAAGAUGCUGCAACACUGCCCGUCUCCUACGGGACCGCCAUCUUAGCGCUCGAACACAGAGCACGGACCCAGCCGGGGGAGACCGUUCUGGUGACAGCAGCAGCUGGUGCCACGGGGCUUGCCGUUGUGGAUGUGGGAACCCAUGUUCUUCGGGCGAAGGUGAUCGCCGCAGCGGGCAAUGACAAGAAGUGCAGCCUGGCUCUCGAGAAGGGGGCAUUCCAGAGCGUGAACUACAGCGGGGCCAGCCUGAGAGAGCAAGUUAAGAAGCUGACGGCGGGAAAGGGGGUCGAUGUGGUCAUUGACACCGUCGGUGGAGACGUCUUCAAGGAGGCGAUGCACAGCCUGGCUUGGGAAGGCAGGAUCGUGGUGGUGGGAUUUGCUGGAGGAACAAUCCCUUCCAUCCCAGCCAACCUGCUGCUGCUGAAGAACAUCUCUGCCCUGGGACUGUUCUGGGGCCGGUACCGGGAGCAGGACUUCCCGGUCUUCUCCUCGGCGCUCUCUUCCGCUCUUCUGCACUGCCGGGAGGGACGCGUUCGUCCUCACGUGGGCGCUGUGUUCAAGCUGGAGGAGGUUAACGAAGCCUUUGCCCACGUGACCCAGAGGAAAUCCACAGGAAAGGUCAUCAUCUCCAUUAGCUAAGCUUGCAGCUCACCAUAUUUACAUCCUCCCAAAGAGAAAGAGGACCGCAGUCAUGAAUCCAAAAUGAUUUGCUAAAGGUGCGACCCUUUGCAUGUUUGGAUAGGGAAAACACCCUGCAACAGCCUGUUGAAACAUGCAUGGGAUUGCUCCCUGAGUGAUUGGAGCGUUGUUUGGAUUAUGGAAGCAGCCGCCGUGUCUAAGCAAGACUGCUGUGUUUGUGGUCGGGCAGUAGCAUCCUUCGCAGAGUCCAAAUUCAACGCUGGUCAGGAUUGUGUGUCAUCUGCUGUCAGUGCACAAUUCCUCUUGCUUUCCUGCUGGGUGGAGCAGCAGCAAAAUUGGACAGCGCAGUUUUCCAGGUCUAGACUACACUCAGAUAUGCAAACCCAGAUCAUUGGCACAGAUGUAAAGGAAGCCAUUCUGCCUUUGGAGCCGAAUUGUUCUGGCUGUAUGAGUGACCUGGAUGGAGGCUGCCUCCACUUGAAACCGCAUGUGGGCCUCUUUGAGCAUUUUCAUGGAGCAAGCAGAAGGGAAACGAGCAAAUAGAGUGGAACUGUCUUGAUUGCCCGCCUGAGCACCCAUUCUCUCUGGAUGGCUGCUUUUGAGAGGGGAGGGGUGUGAGGUAGAAGAUCAAGCCCUGGCCACCUGCCCAAGGGAUCGGCUCCUUGGUCUGAGCUUCCUCUGUGUAAGCAGAACUGGUCCCUGGGCCUUUGGUUGUGGAUCCAGAACAACAGAGGCCUUCAGGGAAAUCAUCAGGGCUGGAGCUGUGUGCAGGAAGCCCCCUCGCUUCCUAUGCAUGAUGCUUCCACAUGAUUUCUGACCAGCCUCCAUAAUUCCUCCUCCACAACUGCUCAACACGCUAGUCCUCACAUGUGAACUGUGGACCACUGAGCUAUGAUGUCAUAUAAUCAGGAAAAGGUCACUUUGACCAAGAGCCAAACUAAAUGUACUUGGCUGCACUUGUAGGAAAUGAAUUCCAUAUUCUGUUUUUCCACAUUUUAAAAAAUACCAAUAAGAGCCUCGACCAGAAGCUGGCGUGAGUGGAAAAAUGAGCAAACCCUAAUUGGGAGAGGCUUCAUGUGUCCUUUUCCCUCUCUGUGCUUUUCAGCAAAAGCAACACAUGCUUUUCUGUACCACAAUGGUCUUGCGUCAGCAACUUUCAGCCUCAAAUAAAAUGGGAGAUGAUUGGUGAUGUUUUAUUAACUUAAAAAUCUGCACAAGCUUCCUUUUAAUAGCUGCACUUAAAAGUCUGAGGUCCUUUUUCAGCUUUUCUCAUUUUUAGAAUUCCUGAAGAUUUUAUCUUGCACUACCUGCAUAAAUCAGGAAAACUCAGGGAGAUAAUAUUUAAGGAAAGUGUCCUUAACAUGCCAGUAGAAAGAAUUAAUUGCCAUGCUUUUAAAUAAUGAAAGAAAACAACAAUGUACAAUGAAAAUGUGAAAUAAAAUAAUGCACUCUUUGGAA